AUGUCUGACAAUUGCCGUGUUUCUGAGGCCAUAUACGUGGGUUUGUGUGGUUAUAUAGGGACACCGACAGACGUGGCCGUCAGGAGGGAGGUGAUUGACAUGGCGGAGAUGAUAGAGAUACCUGUACAGGUAGAUGAUGGUAUGAGAAAAAUGGAGAGUGGUAGUUGUAGGGAAGGUUUUAGGUUUAAUUCUUCUGACAGAGACACGAUGUUCUGGAUUACAAAUCAUAAAGUGAUAACUGACCUAUCACAGUCAAGUGUUUAUGAUCUAUCAAAACAUUCAAUUAUUCUCAUGGAGGACACUGAAACACCACCAGGGUUUGUCAGACUACAACUUUUGACGUCACCACGAGAUAGAAACAUUGAAUUGUCAGUUGUUCCAUAUAAUGACGGCAUCUAUAUAUCAUGUGUAAGAUGGAGACAGAUAAUGCUUAAUUCAAUUAAUGUAAAGAAAACCUUAAAAAAUGCAAAAACCCAUGGUCCCUGUGCAAACAGGUUCAUUGGUGACCUAGAAAAUGACUUUGUUCUUUGUUUUCAUUGUUCCAACUGGUCACGAUUAACCUGCUAUUGGAGAAAAAGAUGUACCCUGCAUAACUGGCCUCCAGACCAUGUGUUUAGUGAUAUUCUUGAGAAUGGUUGUCAUUUUGUGCCUUUUGGAAAUAAAAAAGCCGCCGAUGAAAAUGAACUUGAUUGGAGAUUAUCGUUUUCUCAGGCAGAACAAAAACUAGUGUAUUCUAUGAAUCAUACGCAAUUUCUGUGUUACGGACUUUUGAAAAUAUUUCUAAAGGAAGUCAUCAAUCUGGACACAGAAGAACCAUUCCUGUGUUCAUAUUUUGUGAAGACAACGAUGUUCUGGCUGAUACAAAUAGGACAUAUUCCAUGGUGUCCAAAUAACUUAUUGGAUUGUUGCUGGAAAUGUUUUAAAUAUUUGUUACAAAGCGUUCAUCGUUGUGUGUUUCCAAACUUUUUUGUCCCACAGAACAACAUGUUUGCCAGUAAAUUGUCUACAGUUAAAGGUGCGCGCGCUUGCAAGUCUCUGCUUGAGCAACUUAACGUGUAUUACGAAAAGGGCGUGACCUGCUUGUUACAAAGUCCGACGGUCAGAACAAUGAUUGAACCAGUUAUAUGUAACAGUCUUGUCAGAAUAGAACCACUUCUUAAUCAUAUCCAAAGCGCUGCUGAUACCGAUUAUUGUAUCAGAAGGGAAAUGUUUCAGAAAAGUUUUUCACAACAAAACAUAAGGAUUAAUUAUCUUAUACUGAGGUUAAUAACAGUUUUGAUAAAUCAAUCAUUUACAGAAUAUGAGACAUUAACAUUACAGCAAUGCACGGCAGAUGUUUUAAGUUUAACAGCAUUUAUAAAUCUCAGUACUAGUAGUUCAUCAGAUAGUACAAAUAAGAAAGUCUACCGAUCAGACAGACUUACUUGUAACUUGUUGAAGCUGGCAGGUAAAGUUGGUGAUGUGUCUUGUUUGUUGUAUCUUGCUAUGUAUUUUUACAGAACUUGUAGAUAUGGAGAGGCGCAUCAUGUUACAGCUCUGGUUAAAUCAAGACUCGCUCAGCCCUAUAUCAUGUAUAACAUAGUAGACCGAGAAAGGUACAAUGAAUGUGUGGCUGGUUGGUCUUUGUCUAAACGUAUGAAGAAAGCUUUUGUUUACAGUGUACUUCUUGACAAUGAUGUUUAUUACAUUCAGGAACUUGCUUUAGAACAAAGAGCAGGUGAAUACAACGGUAUAUAUGAAUUGUUUAUUUCACCUUAUGUAGUAACAGACAUGCUAAGCGGGUUAAGUAACUACAGGCUAGGUAACCGGUCCCAGUGUCUACAGUCACUGACAGACCUACAGACACUGCUGCUCUAUGAUGAUGGGAGAUAUGUAGCUUUACAUCUCAGAGACAUCUCGUGGCAGAUACUGGGGAUCUGUCAGCACGUUGUGGGGGACAUACACGGGGCGUUACAGUCUUAUCAACAGUCAUUGAGACAGGAACCAUUCCACAAAAUACAUUGUGCCACACAAUAUAGAAUAGCAUUAGUUUUAAAUCAAUUGAGUUAAGUGAAACUGAACGCAACGAAAUAUUUCAUAAUAUUAAUUGAAAAAUAGAAUUGCAUAAAUAAGACUGUUCAUUAAUCUACCAGCUGAUCUUGCAUUUGGAUUGAUACAGAUUUUUUGGGUGGAUGUCUUGAGUCAAAAAUUAUAAGGCAAUGAAAAUAUGCAAUUUGCUGAUUGUGUGUAACAUGUGAGAAACAUAAACACACGCAGAUUUACCAAGUUUGAUAUAUAUACUGUGGUUUCAUCAAUAUUCGUUGAGUACCAAUUUUUGUAGAUUUCGUUGUUUAGUUUAUCCAUAAAAUUAAAUGGUCAUUGAACUGCAAUUUUUACUAACAAUUUAUUGAUAGGGUCAUUGGCCCCGAAUUUACGUAACCUUGAAACUGUGAUUUUCACUUUAUCCACGAAAUUGAUGCCCUUUUAUAAUAAUGAAACCACAGUAAUAUCACGAUUAUCAGGACUUUUUUGAUAAGUAAUUAGUAGUAUUCUUGUAAUUUUAAGAAAGAGUUACUUGGAUGUAUUCUAAAAUUCACUUCAUCAUUUAUUCCAUUUUUUUUUACUGUAACAUGUACCUCUACUGUUUGUAAUAAAUGUGCAUUAAUCAAACAGAAAGGCAGACGAUUUGAUAGAUAGAUAGAUAGAUAGAUAGAUAGAUAGAUAGAUAGAUAGAUAGAUAGAUAGAUAGAUAGAUAGAUAGAUAGAUAGAUAGAUAGAUUUGCAGGGAGUACUUUUCAGAAUAUAGAUGUAAAUUAUCUGGACAAUGGUUUAAUUUCCCGGCGGGAAAUUUUCUCGACAACAUUGCUCUCACGAACCUUGCAUGCGAAUAGAAAUUUGUUAACAGUAUUUAGGGGAACUUGAAUAUUGCGUCCUGUUAUAAUUUUCACUCUUUGGGUUACACCUCGUUCAUUACCCUUUUUUUCCAUUGCUUUGAAAUUAAGAUGACAGAUUUAUUUUUCCGUCUUCAGAUAAUAUUAAUAAUGAUGUCCUGCCUGUAUAUCCUACAUGUGCCUGCUAAAUGUAUGUCAAAGUUGAAUAAAAUUAGAUAAAAUUGCCACUGUGCAAUCAUGUCAACUGCGUGUGGAAUUGAGCUGUUGUAUUUACAAACAUAUUUUAAUUUUGCAGUUGUU
Magallana angulata is the source of this 3170-nucleotide messenger RNA. RefSeq lists its product as uncharacterized. NCBI's taxonomy places the organism in Eukaryota, Metazoa, Mollusca, Bivalvia, Ostreida, Ostreidae. The record is from RefSeq and is a predicted model, not a curated record. The transcript has a single exon. The coding region runs from base 1 to 2049 and encodes 682 amino acids.